Lotus japonicus is the source of this 2017-nucleotide messenger RNA. RefSeq lists its product as uncharacterized. Gene Ontology annotation, molecular function: hydrolase activity. The coding region runs from base 110 to 1759 and encodes 549 amino acids. The transcript is spliced from 13 exons. The record is from RefSeq and is a predicted model, not a curated record. Gene Ontology annotation, cellular component: endoplasmic reticulum. NCBI's taxonomy places the organism in Eukaryota, Viridiplantae, Streptophyta, Magnoliopsida, Fabales, Fabaceae. Gene Ontology annotation, biological process: GPI anchor biosynthetic process.
AUAAUAUCAGAAUUACUUUGGGGGAGAAAGAGAAACAGUGUAGUUACUAGUUGCACCGUGAUGAUUCAAUCUCAAGCAUUGAGCUGAUUCGAUUGAAGGAGGAUCAGUGAUGAAGCAGCGAGAGUUGACUGUGUUGCUAUGCCUCAUUUGGGCACUCACCCUCCUCUACGGGGAGAUGUUCGCUUACUGGCUUCCAUCCCUCUUCACCUGUUCCUGGCCCCAUCUUCUCCGCACCACCACCACCACCACCACCCCUUCUUCUUCUUCAACGGUUCAAACAGACAGUGGGAAUCAUCAAGCUCGUUAUGUAAAAGUUGCUGUUAUUGCAGAUCCACAGCUCAUGGAUAAAACUUCUCUCCGUCUUCCUGAAAAAUCGCUUGCACUGGAGAUUGCAGAAUUCUACACUGAUUUAAACAUGCGCCGAUCAUUCUUUGCAUCUAUCCUGCCUUUCAAACCUGAUGUCAUAUUAUUUUUAGGUGAUUACUUUGAUGGAGGUCCUUAUUUAUCGGAUGAAGAAUGGCAGGAGUCUUUCAAUCGCUUCAAACAUAUCUUUGGUUUGAAUGCACAAGGAAAAUACACAGACAAGCAAGUUUACUACAUUCCUGGAAAUCAUGAUAUUGGUUAUGAAAGUCUUCAUUCUCAAAAGCCAGAGGUUAUCCGACGCUAUGAGGCAGCAUUUGGAACUAGGAACUACAUAUUUACUGUUGGAAAAGUGGAUUUUGUUGCUGUUGAUGCUCAAACUCUGGAUGGAAAUCCACAAAAGCACCUGACUUCUCAAACUUGGGAGUUUGUGAAGAAUAUAUCUAGCGAUGAUGUAGUUCAUCCAAGAGUCUUGUUGACACAUAUUCCUUUAUAUCGACGUGAUGAUACUUACUGUGGCCCUGAUCGCAGUUCCCCAAUUAUCAAUCAGAAGAUGCAUCGCGCUGUGCAUGGCAAUACUAAUAAUAUAUUAUAUCAAAAUUAUGUUUCUAAGGAGUCAUCCAAGUAUUUACUGGAUACAAUCAAGCCUAAGUUUAUUUUCUCUGGCCAUGAUCAUGACCAGUGCACUAUCACUCAUCAAUAUGAAUUUGGGCCUGCAAACGAGCACACUCUAGGUACUAUAAGCUGGCAACAAGGAAAUUUGUAUCCUUCUUUCAUGCUGUUAUCAGUUGACAACUCACCUCGCCCAAAUGCUUCCAUUCCAGAAGAGGUUUUGUUGACUCAUCUUUGUUACCUGCCAAUGCAAACACACAUUUAUAUAUGGUAUGCUGUGCAAUUUGUUCUCACCCUUCUUGCCUUACUACUAUGGCCAACAAGUAGCACAAGUUUUUGGCAUCAGUGUUGGAGCUUGGCGAGCCAUUUUAAACAACUAAUAGCUUGCAUCGUGUCAAGAAGCGAUACAAAAGAGAAGGAUGAGGAUGCAAAUUAUGAAUAUGAGAUGAUGUGGGAUGCAGAUGGAUCAAUGCAUCUUAUAAAAAAACCCUUGAAUGCGUCGAUUGUAAAUUCAAAUGAACUGAGCUCAGGAGAAAGGGGUAAUAUGGUGAUGCGGCCAAGUGCUAGAAAAAAUACAGCUCAGGAAGCAGAUGUCUCUGUGAAUGUGGAUAUGGGAUCAAGCACUGGGCUUGAUCCUGUUGCAAGAAUACUUCCUAGAACAGGAAAAUCAAGGACAACAUUUAUUAUCCAAAGAUUGUUACGCACACUGCGAAUGCUGACAGUUAUUGCUGCGGUGAAUGUUCCUCUUUACAUGAUGCUGCUAUUCAAGGAUUGGAUUGACAAAUAAAGACUUCCUAUUGGAGUGAUAUAUCAUUCAGGUUUUACAUUCUGUUUUUCAUUUUUUAAUGAAGAUUCGUAGAUCCAGUUAGAUAGAGCAAAUAGUUAAUCAUGUCUUGAUGCUUGUGAAUGUUAACUGGGUGGCUUGUAACAUAUCUCAAUUAUUCAUGGUAGGGCCAUGAUCAUUUGCAACAUCACCUGUAAUAGAUGGUUUUGUAACAUUAUUUUUCUGUACUGCUGUGGAGAACUUGAGGUUUCUUUAACUUCA